AUCGGGCAGAGAUUCCGGGUCUGAGCUGCGGUAGCCUCUGGUCUGUGAGGAUCUGCAGCCCGAGGAGGGACAAGAGCCAUGUCUGCCCAGCUGUUUGAGGGGAAAGAUCAUGCUGCCAUUUAUCAGAAGCACAGGUUCCCUCCCCCAGACGAGCUCCUUAACAUCAUUUUCUCCUAUUUAGAAGAAAAGAAAGGCAAACCCUAUGACCUGGCGGUGGAUGUCGGCUGUGGAUCGGGUCAGAGCACCCAGGUCCUGGCCCCUCACUUUGCCAGGGUCCUGGGGACGGACAUCAGUGAGGCUCAGAUUCAGCAGGCCAAGCAAACACACAGCCCCUCUCAAGUUUCUUACUGCGUAUCCCCGGCAGAAGCUCUCCCGGUGGCCGAUGGCUCCGUGGACCUGCUCACGGCCUUCACGGCCGCCCACUGGUUUGACAUCAAGCCCUUCAUGAGAGAAGUUGAUCGCGUUCUGAAGCCGGGGGGCUGUGUGAGCCUCAGCUCCUACACCCCCAGAAUGAAGAUCCAUUAUGGGGACUGCUCUGAGGCGCUCACUGAGAUCUUCAGGGAGACUCAAGCUGUCCUUAACAAGUAUGCAAAUGAAAAAUUGCAUGUCCUCCUCUCUGAAUACCAAGAGAUACUAGAUCUUGUGCCUUUUCCAGACAAAAAAAGAGUUACUUUUCAGGGAAGUGGAAUUUCCUUUACAGUCGCCGGCCUGAUGGGAUUUCUACAGUCUUUCUCCAUGUUCCAGACUUUCAAGAAUGCCCAGCCAGAGGCAGCUGAAGCCCUCCUGCACCAGACUCGAUCGAGAUUCUUGGAGACCAUGAAGGUAUCUUCUCUUGAAACUCCCUUAGCAAUAACACUUGAAUAUAUUUGUGUUUUGGCUUGCAAGAUGCCAAAGGAGAAGGUGGCACCUUAGUUUCCAAAUUAGCAAAACUCCUAACCUUGGACCCAGUUCCAAAUCCAAUAAAGAAGCAUAGAAUUGCAAGAAGGAA
Trichosurus vulpecula (common brushtail) is the source of this 988-nucleotide messenger RNA. Its product is annotated as putative methyltransferase DDB_G0268948. Gene Ontology annotation, molecular function: S-adenosylmethionine-dependent methyltransferase activity. The transcript has 7 exons. Bases 79 to 912 code for a protein of 277 amino acids. NCBI's taxonomy places the organism in Eukaryota, Metazoa, Chordata, Mammalia, Diprotodontia, Phalangeridae. The record is from RefSeq and is a predicted model, not a curated record.